Hirsutella rhossiliensis is the source of this 1671-nucleotide messenger RNA. RefSeq names its product TCP-1/cpn60 chaperonin family domain-containing protein. Gene Ontology annotation, biological process: protein folding. Lineage: Eukaryota; Fungi; Ascomycota; Sordariomycetes; Hypocreales; Ophiocordycipitaceae. The coding region runs from base 1 to 1671 and encodes 556 amino acids. Gene Ontology annotation, cellular component: chaperonin-containing T-complex. The transcript is spliced from 4 exons. Gene Ontology annotation, molecular function: ATP hydrolysis activity; ATP binding; ATP-dependent protein folding chaperone. The record is from RefSeq and is a predicted model, not a curated record.
AUGUCGUUCGGAGGCCAAGCACCCACCAUCAUUGUCCUCAAAGAAGGAACCGACACCUCCCAGGGCAAAGGCCAGGUCGUCUCCAACAUCAAUGCCUGCUUAGCAGUCCAGGCCACCAUCAAGCCCACUCUGGGCCCCUAUGGCGGCGACCUGCUCAUGGUCGACGAGAAUGGCAGGCAGACAAUCACAAAUGAUGGCGCCACCGUCAUGAAGCUCCUCGACAUCGUCCACCCCGCCGCCCGCAUCCUCGUCGACAUUGCCCGCUCCCAGGACGCCGAGGUCGGUGACGGAACCACCUCGGUCGUCGUCCUCGCCGGCGAGAUCCUCAAGGAGGUCAAGGACCACGUCGAGCAGGGCGUCAGCUCUCAGAUCAUCAUCAAGAGUCUGAGGAGGGCCUCCCAGCUAGCCGUCAACAAGAUCAAGGAAAUCGCCGUCAGCACCGACGAGGGCAACCACCGCGAAACCCUCUCCAAGCUAGCCGCCACCGCCAUGACCAGCAAGCUGAUAAAGCGAAACACGGAGUUUUUCACAAAGAUGGUCGUCGACGCUGUCCUGUCCCUCGACCAGGACGAUCUCAACGAAAAGCUCAUCGGCAUCAAAAAGAUCCCCGGUGGUUCUCUGACCGACUCCCGCUUUGUCAACGGUGUCGCCUUCAAGAAAACCUUUUCCUACGCCGGCUUCGAGCAACAACCAAAGUCCUUCAAGAAGCCAAAGAUUGUCUGCCUCAACGUUGAGCUCGAGCUCAAGGCCGAAAAGGACAACGCCGAGGUUCGCGUCGAGCAGGUUUCCGAGUACCAGGCUAUUGUCGACGCCGAGUGGCAAAUCAUCUACAAGAAGCUCGAGGCAGUCUCAAAGACGGGCGCAAAGGUGGUCUUGAGCAAGCUUCCUAUUGGCGACCUGGCCACGCAGUUCUUUGCCGACCGGGACAUCUUCUGCGCCGGGCGUGUCGCCUCCGAGGACAUGGAGCGCGUCGUCCAGGCCGCCGGCGCCACCGUCCAGUCGACGUGCUCGGAUAUCCUCCCCGAGCACCUCGGCACUUGCGGGACCUUUGAGGAGCGCCAGAUUGGCGGCGAGCGUUUCAACUUCUUCGAGGAGUGCCCCGAGGCCAAGACGUGCACACUGGUGCUGCGCGGCGGAGCUGAGCAAUUCAUUGCCGAGGUGGAGCGCUCGCUGCACGACGCCAUCAUGAUUGUCAAGCGCGCCAUCAAGAACAACCUCAUUGUCGGCGGCGGCGGCGCUGCCGAGAUGGAGGUUUCGGCGUACCUGCACCGCUUCGCCGACGAGAAAAUCACCCACAAGCAACAGGCCAUCAUUAAGUCGUUUGCCAAGGCCCUCGAGGUCAUCCCCAGGCAGCUGUGCGACAACGCCGGCUUCGACGCCACCGACAUCCUCAACAAGCUGCGCGUCGAGCACCGCAAGGGCCGCACCUGGGCCGGCGUCGACUUCGACAACGAGGGCGUGGCCGACAUGAUGGAGCGCUUCGUGUGGGAGCCUGCCUUGAUCAAGGUCAACGCCAUCCAGGCUGCGACCGAGGCCAGCUGCUUGAUCCUCAGCGUCGACGAAACCAUCCAGAACGAGGAGAGCGCCAAGCCCCAGGCGCCAGGCCAGUUGCCGCCGGGGGCUGCCCAACGGGCCGUCAGGGGGCGGGGACGGGGCAUGCCGCGCCGGUGA